This is a messenger RNA of Physella acuta, 3604 nucleotides long. RefSeq names its product putative ATP-dependent RNA helicase DHX37. Gene Ontology annotation, cellular component: intracellular anatomical structure; nucleolus. Lineage: Eukaryota; Metazoa; Mollusca; Gastropoda; Physidae. The record is from RefSeq and is a predicted model, not a curated record. Gene Ontology annotation, molecular function: ATP binding; RNA binding; helicase activity. Gene Ontology annotation, biological process: maturation of SSU-rRNA from tricistronic rRNA transcript (SSU-rRNA, 5.8S rRNA, LSU-rRNA).
GUUGGUUUGAUUUCGGGAAAAGUGUAAACAAAACAUUCACACGUGCAAGAUAUAUUUUUUAAAAUGGGAAAGAAAAGAAAAUUAAAUAAACAAACUAUUGAAGUAAACGAAAGUGAUAAUGAUGGAAAAAAGAUUUGUUUGGAAGGCAUUGUUACAUCAGGCACCUCCACAGAAGGAGACACAAACAUGCUUGUUGUUAUUCCAAAGAAAAAGAAUAAGGAAGUUCCUAAACCAGUUAAAAGUGUCAAAAAGCUCAGCAAAAAGGAAAGGAAAAGACUCACUGAUAUUGUACAGAGGAAGGAAAAGAAAGAAAGGAGAGCCGAGCUCCUGGAGUCCUUGGCCAAACACCAGGCCACUGAGGAGGAAAUGAAAAGAUUUACAUCCAUCACUGAAGUCUACACCCAGAAUUUCAAAAGCAACUUAGCAGUUGAUGACACAUUUGAGAUGAAAAUCAACUCCAUCAAAGGCUCCAAAAGGAAGAAGAAACUACUGAAGAAAUUAACGGAGAAGGAAGAGCCAGAGUCAACAGACACAGAUGAGAUGUCAACAGAUGAGGAGGUGGAGGCCAUCAUGGAAGAGGAAGUGGCCGCCCAUGACAAGAUGGAGGAAACUGAAAAAAAGGAAUCUGCUGAUGAGCCUGUGAAGGAAACAAAUAAUUUAGAGAAAGCAAAAUCAGAAGAGGAGAAAUCAACGCAGCAGGCACAUACUCCAGCUGCGAGUAAACCUGUUGUUUACAUUCCAUUAAAUCGACUGCCUGAGAUGCAAGAUGCCAGACUUAAGCUGCCCAUUCUAGCAGAAGAGCAGGUUGUCAUGGAGACCAUCAGUGAAAACCCAGUGGUCAUCAUCUGUGGAGAAACAGGCUCAGGAAAGACAACCCAAGUUCCACAAUUUUUGUAUGAGGCAGGCUAUGCACAUGACAAAGGCAUUAUAGCAGUGACAGAGCCGCGUCGUGUGGCAGCCAUCAGCAUGGCCAAACGUGUGGCGGCCGAGAUGAACCUCACUGAUCGCGAGGUUUCCUACCAGAUUAGGUUUGAAGGCAAUGUGACGCCAGAAACCAAGAUCAAGUUCCUCACUGACGGUGUUCUCUUGAAGGAAGUGCAACAGGAUCCUCUCCUUGGCAAAUAUUCUGUGGUAAUUAUUGAUGAAGCUCACGAGAGGAGUGUGUACACUGACAUUCUGAUUGGUCUACUCUCCAUCAUUGUCAGACAGAGAGAAAAGCGAGGACGACCAUUAAAACUGAUUAUCAUGUCUGCAACUCUGAGGGUUGAGGAUUUCACAAGUCCAACUUUGUUCAAAUCUAUAAAGCCACCUCCUCUGGUGAAGGUUGAUGCUCGCCAGUUUCCUGUAACUGUUCAUUUCAAUAAGAAAACAGCGGAUAAUUAUAUCACAGAGGCUUACAAAAAGAUUUGUAAAAUUCAUAGAACCCUGCCAGAAGGUGGCAUUCUGGUGUUUGUUACUGGUCAGCAGGAGGUGCACGUACUGGUCAAAAAGUUGCGGAGAAUGUUUCCAUACAUUGCUGGUCAAGUUAACGUUGAGCCUGUGAAAAAAGAAUCCAGGCGAGAGAGAAAGAUGAAAGAAAAACUGAAAGAGGAAGAGAAAAAUAUUUUGACGUCCUUACCCAAAAUUGAUUUAAGCAGCUACUCUGUACUCCCACAAGAUGAUGAAGACGCUGAAAAGGAUACAGAUGUCAUCCAGGCUAACGAUGAUGAUGAAGAGGAUGGAGGUCAUGGCACUGGUGAAGAGGACGAGGAAGCUACGAGAGCUAAGAUGGGAGAGAACCAGCCAGACAGUACCAUCCCCUUGUAUGUGUUACCACUCUACUCAUUGUUGUCAAGUGAAAAACAGGCCAAGGUGUUUGACCCCCCACCAGAGGGCUGUAGACUUUGUAUCAUCGCCACCAAUGUUGCAGAGACCUCACUGACCAUUCCCAACAUCCGCUAUGUUGUGGACACAGGAAAGACAAAGGUGAAAUAUUUCGACAAGGUGACAGGUGUAUCAACAUUUCGAGUUACCUGGGUAUCUCAAGCUUCAGCCAAUCAGAGGGCAGGUAGAGCUGGGCGCAUGGGUCCUGGACACUGUUACAGACUGUAUUCAUCAGCUGUGUUCAGUGACUUCCCAAACUUUUCACCACCUGAAAUAACACGGAGACCUGUGGAUGAUUUAGUGUUACAGAUGAAGAGCAUGAGAAUAGACAAAGUGGCAAAUUUUCCUUUCCCGACCCCACCAGAUGCUGAACAAAUUAAGGCUGCAGAAACUCUUCUUAUGUCUCUUGGAGCCUUGAGAAAUAUUGGCACUGGAUCCCUGAGGUUUAAAGAUCUUAAGAAAGCAAAGAGUCCAGUAAUCACAGAUUUAGGAAUGACGAUGGCGUCAUUUCCAGUGGCGCCGAGGUAUUCAAAGAUGUUAACACUGGCACGGAGCUACAAAGUCUUGCCCUAUGCUAUAGCUCUGGUGGCUGCGCUCUCUGUGGAUGAGUUGUUUGUGGAUGCCAUCCAGGCCACAGAUGUGGAUGAGAAUAAUGAAGAGUUGCAAGCAAAACUAUCAAAGCUGAGUUUAUUCCGCAAUAAUCUUGUGGGAAAUUCUCUGAUGCUUGGGGAUAUGAUGGUGUUGCUGCGUACAGUCGGGGCCUGCGAGGCUGAAGGGUGCUCCCCCACUUUCUGCCAACAGCUUGGUGUGAGGUUCAAGGCCAUGAGAGAAAUCAGAAAACUGAGACUCCAGCUAACAAAUGCAGCUACUGUGGCGUUUCAAGAUGAGAGCCUCGUUGUGGAUCCUAACCUAUCUCCACCCAAUGAAGACCAAAUCUUGGCCUUGAGGAAGGUCGUCCUAGGUGGUCUGGCUGAUCAUGUUGCCAGGCGGAACCCUGCCCCACCCCCAGGUACGGAGAAGUCCGAGACAGCCCGCCUGAAGGGAUCGUUCCAGUGCAGUCAACUGGAGGAACUGGUGUACGUCCACCCAGAGUCUGUUCUGUUCAAGAACAGGGAGGUUGAGUUUGUUGUGUACCAGUCUAUGGUGGAGACGUCUAGACUCUACAUGAGAGGUUUAUGCUGUGUUGAACCCCAUUGGUUCCCAGAGAUGGCCAAGAGCUACUGUGUCUUGUCUAAAGCUUUAGAGGAACCCGCGCCACGCUACGACCCCAGCUCUGGCAAAAUCAUGUGCCACCGGUCUGGGUCUUUUGGGCGUUGCAACUGGGAAUUUCCCCCUACAGAAAUGGAAUUUCCUGACUGUGUUGAGUGUUACAGAUGGUUUGCUAAAUUUCUGUUGGACGGGGAAGUUUUUCUGAGUUUGUCGAAGUUUAAAACAUCUCUCACAACACCAAGUCAAAUUAUGGUCAAAUCCUGGGCCAAACUUCAGCCAAUCACAGAGAGGCUACUAAAAGCACUUCUCAACAAAAGCACUUGUACGAAAAGCCAGCUUGCAGAGGUCUGGAAGAAACAGCCAAAAUUUUUACAAUCUGAGUACCUGGAGUGGGUGUCUGAAGAUAAACAUGCAGAUGUAAUGGCAGAGUGGCCUCCCCUUGACCCACUUUCUUGACACCACCUGUGUUGUGUAGCAGAUAUUUCAAUGAAGUGAAUGAUGUGUGUAAUUAAAAUUUGUUCUAAUUGUUGCU